This is a messenger RNA of Zingiber officinale, 3697 nucleotides long. RefSeq names its product epidermal growth factor receptor substrate 15-like 1. The transcript is spliced from 13 exons. Gene Ontology annotation, biological process: endocytosis; endosomal transport. Gene Ontology annotation, cellular component: plasma membrane; intracellular membrane-bounded organelle; cytoplasm. The record is from RefSeq and is a predicted model, not a curated record. The coding region runs from base 306 to 3410 and encodes 1034 amino acids. Lineage: Eukaryota; Viridiplantae; Streptophyta; Magnoliopsida; Zingiberales; Zingiberaceae. Gene Ontology annotation, molecular function: protein binding; calcium ion binding.
GCUAGCACACUUUGGCCGACCGCGCCCCUGAUCCUCCCCGACCUCUUCAAGCCUUCAAGGCCUUUGACAACGAGACGAAAGAACAAAAAAAAAACCCCAAUCCACCCACCGUCUCCACUCGAUAGAUCGAGAUUCAAGACCAAAUUGACUCGUCCAUCCGUCGUUUCCAAGGAAUCAUCCAAAUUGCUCUUCCGAUUGUUCCCAGCUCCUGGCCUGCCGGCUGCUUGGCCACCGUAUCCAUGCACUUGGGUGGCGCCAGGCCGGAUCCAGCGCCCUGACCUGCGAAUCGUCGAACUCAAAGCGGCAUGGCUGCAAUGGACCUCUUCGACGAGUACUUCAAGCAGGCCGAUUUGGAUCGGGAUGGGAGGAUAAGCGGCGCGGAGGCUGUUGCGUUCUUUCAGCGAUCCAAUUUACCCAAACAAGUAUUGGCUCAGGUGUGGAUGCAUGCUGAUCAAAAUCGAACUGGUUUCCUUGGUCGUACUGAAUUCUAUAAUGCCCUGAAACUUGUGACGGUAGCACAAAGUGGUCGUCAAUUCACACCUGAAAUUGUGAAGUCAGCACUAUAUGGACCAGCUGCAGCCAAGAUUCCUGCUCCAAAGAUAAGUCCAGUGUCCUCAACCCUACCCCCGAUAAAUUCUGCAGCUGCACAACCUGCCAUCUCAACCAAUACUUUGCACCCACCUUCUAAUCAAUUUAGCAGCAUAACACCAAAUGCUCCUCAAAAUCCUGGUUUCAGGCCAACGCAAGCACCUCAAAAUGCAGUCAUGAAUCAACAAUUCUUCCCCACAGCAAAUAGCAAUUUCACUAGGCCACCUCUAGCAUCUCCUAUUGUCGCUUCACCUCAAAUGCAGGCAGGCAAUCUAGGAUUAGUGAGAGGUAGUGUUGCAGGACCACGCCCACCAAGCUCAAGCAACUCAAGCUUAUCCACUGAUUGGCUCACUGUUAAAUCAAGUAGACCUUCUGUUGGUGUGACAUCUCACCCUCCUAUUAGGGGAAGUAUUCCCACUCAGACUCUGGAUGGGUUUGGCUUAGCCCUUUCAGGUGCAACAGGAGUGCCUUCUAAUGCACAGAUACAAUCAAUACAAGCAUCCUCAUAUAUUACAAAACCUAAUGAUCAGAACUUACCACCAUCUACACCCACACAGCUGAAGUCACUUGUUGCAUCUGGAAAAGAUUUAUCUUCUAAUACAUCUUUUGCAAGGGAUCUUUUUUCUGCAACUUCACAAGUGAAAUCAGAUGCUCAAGUUAAUCCAUCUAUCAUUGCCCCCGUGGCUUCUGGUCCUCAAAGUUCUAUUAGGCCUCGUCAACUUGAUCCUACUCAUAUUGUCCAGUCAGUUCUUCCUGUUGGAAGCCAGCUGCAACAAACUCAAUUAAGUGUAAAGCAAAAUCAGUUUGAUAACCUGAAAACCAGUCCAUCAUUGUCUGCACCUAAUGCAGCUGAACUUGCUAACUCUGCUUUAAAUCAGGCAUGGCCAAAGAUAAGUCAAGCUGAUAUUAAGAAGUACACUAAUGUAUUUGUGAAUGUUGACAAGGAUAGAGAUGGAAAAAUUACAGGCGAACAGGCACGGAGCCUCUUCUUGAGUUGGAAACUCCCUAGAGAGGUCUUAAAGCAGGUCUGGGACUUAUCUGACCAAGAUAAUGAUAGCAUGCUUUCUUUGAGAGAAUUUUGCAUUGCUCUUUAUCUGAUGGAAAGAUACCGGGAGGGGCACUCUCUUCCACCUGUGCUUCCAAAUUCUGUUAUGUACGAUGAAACACUACUGCGUGCUGCAGGUAUGCCUUCAGCUGCGGGUGUUCCAAUGUGGCAGCCAGGGUUACCACAGCAAGGACAACCUGGUCAUCGUCCUCCGAUACCAACUGGAGUAAGGUCACAAAUGCCAAAUUCUAUCCCAUCACAGGCUUAUAGUGCGGGACACUUGGUGCAGCAAAACUUAGCAACACCAGGGCCAAACAAUAACAUUGUAAAAAAUCUUGGGAGGGAUGGACACACCACAUUGAACUCAGAUCAUGAAACAACAAAUUUGGACAGUAAAAUUCAACAAUCAGAAAAGCAAAUCCUUGAUUCAAAAGAGAAGCUGGAGUUCUACCGUACCAAGAUGCAGGAACUUGUUCUUUAUAAGAGUAGAUGUGAUAAUAAACUAAACGAGAUCACAGAAAGAGCAUCUGUUGAUAAGCGAGAGGUUGAGUUGUUGGCCAAAAAGUAUGAAGAGAAGUACAAGCAGGUUGGAGAAUUAGCUUCAAAGAUGGCAUUAGAUGAGGUCAAGUAUCGUGACAUUCAGGAAAGGAAGGCAGAAUUGCAGAGUGCAAUAACUAAGAUGGACCAAGGUGGCAGUGUUGAUGGUCUGCUUCAGGUUCGUGUUGAUAGAAUACAAUCUGAUCUUGAGAGUUUGGAGAAAGCUCUUAGUGAACGGUGCAAACAACAUGGUGUUCAUGUUAAAGCUACUACAACAAUUGAUCUUCCAUUUGGUUGGGAAUCUGUACCAGUGGAGGGGGCAGAUCAAUGGGAUGAAGAUUGGAACAAAUUUGAGGAUGAAGGGUUUACAGUCACAAAAGAACUUACUUCAGCAAUUGUCAAUAGUGUUGUUAAUGGAGAGCUAAAAUCCCCUACGAUUUGGAGUGACAAAGCCUCUACUGAAGAUAAUUCUCCUAUUGCAUCUUCUUUCAGUGUUGAUGGCAAGAUUGAAAAGCUUAAUGGUAUCCAUGAACACAUGAAUGGAUCUGCCUAUGAUAACAGUGAGGAAGGAUCAACAAAAAGCCCCACUAGUAGUCCUGGAAGAAGUACCUUUGAAAGUCCAUUUAAUUCCACACAAUUCAGAGUAAAUGAAGUUUCAUCCUACAACAAUGAAACUCAUAGUGAUCAUGCUGAUGCUGAGUCCUCUAUUUCUGGAGAAAAAUACAAUGAUGAUCCAUGGACCUUUGAUGAUACUGCUUCAGCCUGGAAGGAGAAUGAUUAUGAGGGCGGUAGUAAGAAUACUUUCUUCAUGUCUGACUUUGAUUCAGUAAAAGCAGACUCUCCAAGUGCUGGUAGCGUUUUUGAAAAAGAGAAGAGGAGCUCAUUUUUUGACGAUUCUGUUCCAAGUUCUCCAAUGUUCAACUCUUCCUCAUCAGCAAUGUUUAAUGAUGGGCGAGAUGGUUUCAACUUCAACAGUUUUAGCAGAUUUGAUUCUUUUGCUACACAUGAUAGUGGCUCUUUUCCUGCACGUGAGAACUUUUCUAGGUUUGACUCCAUCAGCAGCGCACAGCCUGAAACUCUAGCACGGUUUGACUCAAUCAGUAGCAAUAGAGACUUUGGUCACAGAAAGGGGGCCUUUGAAUCCUUUGAUGAUGCUGAUCCUUUUGGUUCAACGGGACCUUUUAAAUCUUCUGGGGGGAAUUCUCCGAGACAAGGCUCUGUUAAUUGGAGGGCUUUCUAGGUCUUCUCCGAGGAAGAACUUUUUGAAUAGUGUAUGAUGCAAAGUUGUGCUAUUGUAAGCAAAAAUGUUGGCUUCAUGCUCCACAUAUUCAUGCCUCAGUUUGGUUGUAAGAUUAGUUUUGCAGUUGCUCGUGUGCAGUAUAUUUUGUUUCCUUUCUUUUCUGUUGUCUAUUUUGGGGGCUUAAACUUUGGAAGAUUGUAAUUUUGGUUAAUCCUAUGUUAAGAGUUCAUUUAAUAUUAUGUAUUAGACAUUUCUUAGAGCAUUCACAUCAAUUUUUCUAUCUAAAA